GAUCUAAAUCGGACAGCGAAUUCCCCUGACGGCACAUAUGGUGUGACGGGUUAUCGGGUUAAUCCCCAAACCCUGCUUCAGUUCUUCCUCUUUCCAUCCCCAAGUUCUUCUUCUUCAUCGCAUCGCAUCACAAAUAAAGAAUCUGAAGAAAUGGAUCCAAUUAUGCCGAUUGUAGCACUGUCAGUGAUCCUGGGAGCAAUCAUUGCAUUCCUCUUCUUCAACACUUACUUCCGUAACCGCCAAUCGGAGCUUCGAUCCCUCGCCGAUCCCAAUAUCAAUCCCAAACCCCCCUCCUCUCAUUCCAAACCCUCCCACCCACCUCCUUCCAAGAAAACCCACUCCAAAUCCCACUCCCACUCCGAUAAGGAUCAAACCAAGCGACAUCAUCCAUUGGAUUUGAACACCCUGAAAGGCCAUGGUGAUGCUGUUAAUGGGUUAUGCUUCUCCCCUGAUGGGCAAAAUCUGGCAACAGCUUGUGCGGAUGGAAUAAUAAGGAUAUUUAAGUUGGAGGAUGCUUCAAGUAAAAGUUUCAAGUUUAUGAGAAUCAAUUUGCCUGCUGGAGGUCAUCCAAUGGCUGUUGCAUUUUCUGGUGAUACAUCCUCCAUUGUUGUGGCAUCUCAUACACUCUCUGGUAGUUCAUUAUACAUGUAUGGGGAAGAGAAACCUAAAGCUUCUGAAAACAACACACAAACAAAGCUUCCUCUCCCCGAAAUUAAGUGGGAACAUCACAAAGUUCAUGACAGAAGAGCUAUAAUAACUUUGUUUGGAGCCAAGGCAAGUUAUGGAAGUGCCGAUGGAAGUACAAUUAUUGCCUCAUGUUCAGAAGGGACUGAUAUCAUGCUUUGGCAUGGAAGAACUGGGAAGAAUCUGGGUCAUGUCGAUACUAAUCAAUUGAAAAAUAACAUGGCUGCUAUAUCACCCAAUGGGCGUUUUAUUGCGGCUGCAGCCUUUACUGCAGAUGUUAAGGUCUGGGAGAUUGUGUAUGCAAAGGAUGGAUCUGCCAAAGAAGUUGCAAAUGUUAUGCAGCUCAAGGGGCAUAAGAGUGCAGUAACUUGGUUAUGCUUUUCCCCAAACUCCGAGCAAAUAAUCACAGCAUCAAAGGAUGGAUCAAUGAGAAUAUGGAAUAUCAAUGUUCGCUAUCAUCUCUCUGAGGAUCCAAAGACACUAAAGGUGUUUCCAAUUCCUCUUCAUGAUUCUGCUGGUACUACUUUGCACUAUGACCGCCUUAGUAUUUCGCCAGAUGGAAAAAUUUUGGCUGCAACCCAUGGUUCGACAUUGCAGUGGUUAUGUGUUGAGACUGGAAAGGUUUUGGAUACAGCUGAUAAAGCCCAUGAUGGUGAUAUUACGUGCAUUUCCUGGGCACCAAAAAGUAUUCCAAUGGGAAAAGAACAAGUCUUGGUGUUGGCAACAGCCAGCACCGACAAGAAAGUCAAGUUGUGGGCAUCUCCAUCACUCUCCUGAAUAUGACCGCUUUUCUAGUGCGCUAAUCGCAAUAUUUUGGAGGCCCAAGCACCCACUGACGACUGAUUUAUAUUAGUGAAUGCUUAAAAAGUUCUCAGCUUUGAUCUCUUCCUCUUUGGUUCUGUCACUUUACAAAAUGAUUAAAGCUGCAUGGUUUGUACCACGGAAAAUUGGAAGAAAAAUGAAAGGAUGAGCCAGAAAUACAUAAGCAGCAGAGUUCUGAUAGACUUUGAACCUCACAAAAUUUAAUAGUACAUAUAGACAAUGUUGCUGGUUUUGUUUCUAAUGAGAAUAUAACAUAGACAAUGUUGGUUGCUAA
Molecule: messenger RNA, 1780 nt
Organism: Arachis duranensis
Lineage: Eukaryota; Viridiplantae; Streptophyta; Magnoliopsida; Fabales; Fabaceae
Exons: 10
Coding region: 151-1461 (436 amino acids)
Molecular function (GO): protein binding
Source: RefSeq, a predicted model, not a curated record